Molecule: messenger RNA, 1206 nt
Organism: Venturia canescens
Lineage: Eukaryota; Metazoa; Arthropoda; Insecta; Hymenoptera; Ichneumonidae
Gene: Pfdn2
Product: prefoldin 2
Exons: 3
Coding region: 78-530 (150 amino acids)
Biological process (GO): protein folding
Cellular component (GO): cytoplasm; prefoldin complex
Molecular function (GO): protein folding chaperone
Source: RefSeq, a predicted model, not a curated record
UCCAUCCUACCGACCUACCGCGAGAGAAGUAACACUACUGCGACUGGAUCUUCGACAGUUUAAUAAAAUCUCCUAAUAUGGCGAGCGAAAAAAAAUCAGGAGUGAAGCCUCUCAACAAAAAUGGAAAAUCUAAUGAAAAUAUAUUAGCUCAUUUUCAAGCACUCCGUGUCGAUCAACGGAUGAUGGCGAGCAAACUUUCAGAAUUGGAAUUGGAAGUGAACGAGCACAAAAUCGUUAUCGAUACUCUCAAAAAUGUCGAUCCUAAGAGAAAGUGUUACAGAAUGAUCGGAGGUAUUUUAUGUGAACGAGUCGUCGAAGAUGUUAUUCCUUCCCUCGUGACAACUAAGGAACAGCUUGCUAAAAUAAUCGAGUCCCUCCAUGAUCAACUAGAGAAAAAGGGUGUUGAAAUAAAUGAUUUCAAGGAGAAAAACAACAUUAGGAUAAGAGGACAAGAUGAGCUCCAUAGAGCUGACCAAGAUUCAAAGGAAAACAAGCAAAAUGCUAUUGUCGUUGAUCCUAUCGAACUUUAAAAGUUCUUUAUACUUUGCUUUUUCCAUUCUACCGGUUUUGCUUAAGAAGAAAGAUAAAUCAAUUCGUCUUUUCCGAUACAUAAGUUGAGAUAUUUUGCGACUUUUCAUGCCUGUCAAAAUUAUUCUCUUGAAUUAACCAACCGAUUAAAAAAUAUCCAUUGAAAAUAAUAAUAAUUUUAUACUGUAAUAGAAAUUUUUUAUUGUAAUAGUAGCCGUUCGAUGCUUUGUUGCCAUUCUAGCAAUCCUGAGAUUUUUUCACUCACUGUUAUUAGAAACGCACAUUCCGUGCUUCAAAUUAUCUCACAUCAGAAAUUGAGGCCAUCCCGAUUUCAUCAUGUCAACCAUCUAAAUGUAUUAAUUUAUAAAAAUGCAAUACAUCAUACAUCUUAUACGUAAAAUAUUGUCUAUUUUUUUUUUUUAUUACGGUGUUACAUGUGUUGUUAAAAAUGAAAAAGAAAAGUGCAUUAGAACAAGGGAGAGGAAAUGAAUGAAAGCAAAAGACAAGUUUUGUAAACAUUUUGGUUUCAUUCAACACAAUUAAUCAAACCUUUUUGAUCUUUGAGCCAAUGAACAUUGUACAAAAAGAAGAAAACUAGUUAACUUGAUAUUAUUUCAUUUUUUACGGCCUGUUGUGUAAAUGAAUAUGACUUAUGAAUAAAUAAUUGAUUAGUUUGCA